UUUAGCGCUACAGUUGGUGAUAUUAUACAGUAUACAUAUACAAUACCCGGUAAAUUGAUGCUGUUUUAUUUAUAAUAUAAGGAAUUCUUACGCUUCUUGAGCAGCCUUUACAAAAGGAAUACAAACAUGAGAAAAAUACGAAAAGGACUAAAGAUUUUCCAGACUUACCCAAAAGUAAUUUGUUUAUGCAUUGGCUACAUCUAUAUAUGUAUGAAUUUUUUCGUUAAAACAACCCCGGAACACCGUAUUACACACAAUCAAAUGACUGGUAUUACUUAUUUCACCGAUAAAGGAGUUGAUGGCGAAACAAGAGCGAAAACUACAAAAAUAGAUAAGCAAACAGACAUUCGCAAUAUACCUAAAUGCAAUAUGUCUAGCUAUAUUGCUUAUGGUAGUGACAUUUGUCUUACAGUGUUGUCCGAGAGAAAGAUUUCUUUACCAACAGAUGUAAUAAUGGAUAAAAUGUUAAAGCUGAGUCAGCAAAAAAUAACGGAGACUGAAGCAGGCAGUAGAAAUCAUCUGAACGAUUAUUAUUCAUUGUCAAGAGAAGAAAACUGUAGCAUUGAUAAGGUUAUUCAACAUUGUCACACUUUAAGGGAAUCGUAUAUGUAUGGAAAACAUAACACUACGACUGAAGAGAAGUUGUAUCCGCUAGCGUUUGCAAUGAAAAUUCAUACACACGGUAACCAAGCACACAGACUUUUAAGAUACAUUUAUCAUAAACAUAAUAUAUACUGUAUACAUAUUGAUGAAAAAGCAGAUAUUGAAAUCUACAAGAGAUUCAAACUAAUUGAGUCAUGUUUUGAUAACAUUAUUGUUAUCGAAGAUCGAGUACGUGUGGUUUACUCAACAAUACGCGUUGUAGAGGCAGAGCUAAAAUGUAUGAUAGCUUUAAGUGCAUCAACAACGAAAUGGAAAUAUUAUAUCAAUUUAACUGGACAAGAAUUUAUGUUGAAGACCAAUGCAGAACUUGUGAAGAUAUUAAAAGCUAUGAAUGGAACUAAUGAUAUUGAAAGUUAUCCGGUACCAUUUACAGAAUAUCACAAAUUCAAACAAAGGACAUUAAUCAUAAACGAAAGUCCUAUUAUAACGCGUCAAAAGAAGCAAGGAUUUCGUCAAAACAUUAUAAUACAUAAAGGAAGUGCCUACGGAAUGUUCAGUAGAGAAUUUGUAAAUUUCAUUUUAAAUGACAACUUUGUGAAAGAUUUUUUGAUUUGGUUAAGAGACACUUACGCUCCAGAAGAAUUAAUCUGGGCAACAUUACAAGUGUUGCCAGGUACUCCCGGAGGGCGUUCCAACUCAAUAUCCUCCAAAGACAUUUAUAUUUCACGGGCUGUCAAGUGGCAAAUGGAUCAAACAGUAACUUGUCAUGGAAAAUACGUACACUGGAUAUGUAUUUAUGGUUUAGAGGAUCUUCCAUGGUUGCUUAGUCAUAGAAAUAUUGUUGCAAACAAAUUUUAUGAAGACUUUGACCCACUUGCCUUAUAUUGUGUUGAAAAUAUUAUGUAUUUAAGGUUAAUGCAUGGUAAAUGAUCACUUUGAUUUGACUUAAUACAAGCAGUAAUUAUCAAGAAACUUUCACACACAUUUAAGUGUUGUUUCAAACUAAGUGUUUUAGUAAUUUUAUCUUGGAAAAGUACAUCAUAUCGUUGUUAAGUCUUCUUAAAAACAACGCCCCGAUAUAUAUUUAUAGCGCGCCAGUGACAUUCGUUUCUCGGGAAACGAAUCGCCACUUUAUUAAUUUACAUAUUGAGAGCUUAACGGUUAAUGAGACCUUAUUGUUUAUGUAUUUUAUCGACGGCAAAUUUCAUUUUCCACCUAAGUUCCUUGAUAUGAAACGAUUUAUGAAUUAUCUAUAACUAACAUAUUUAACCUUUAGAGAGCCAAAAGCCGCUUUAAGCGACUCAAUUAAAAAUGUGGAUAAGCCAUGACUUGGUCUCAAGUCAUGUAUAAAUUAACAUACACUUAGUUCUUUUGCUCAGCCGAAACAUUUUGAAAGUCCAAUUUCUAAAAAACGAUCGUUUUUAUUAAUCGUAUAAAUAAACAAGAUCGAGAUUGCACGUGUAUGUUGCUGGUCGGACUGUCACUUAGAUAAGCACGUAAAUGUUAUUUGUACUAACAUUUCCGAAAAUAUCCUUUACAACACAUUGGGGGAUAAAUUGAUAAUGUUCAAUCGGCUAUGUCUCAAUACAGAAGUUUUCAAUAUAGUGUUUUACCUUUGUUAACCGCAUCUUUUUAAAGGAAAUAUAUUCCCUUAUCUUUUUUCCAUAGCACGGUUUGUUUUCUUUGUGUGAGAUCCUUAGA
Ruditapes philippinarum (Manila clam) is the source of this 2304-nucleotide messenger RNA. Its product is annotated as N-acetyllactosaminide beta-1,6-N-acetylglucosaminyl-transferase-like. Gene Ontology annotation, cellular component: membrane. Bases 127 to 1533 code for a protein of 468 amino acids. Lineage: Eukaryota; Metazoa; Mollusca; Bivalvia; Venerida; Veneridae. Gene Ontology annotation, molecular function: glycosyltransferase activity. The record is from RefSeq and is a predicted model, not a curated record. The transcript is spliced from 2 exons.